Molecule: messenger RNA, 855 nt
Organism: Mixia osmundae IAM 14324
Lineage: Eukaryota; Fungi; Basidiomycota; Mixiomycetes; Mixiales; Mixiaceae
Exons: 6
Coding region: 1-855 (284 amino acids)
Biological process (GO): cytosolic ribosome assembly
Cellular component (GO): mitochondrial matrix
Source: RefSeq, a predicted model, not a curated record
AUGUCAUCAACCAUUUUUGGGGCGGACAGGGCAGUCGCAGAGAUGCUGAGAGCAGUGACACGAAGCAGUCCGCACCUUCUGCGCAACACUCUCGGCCGGAGAGCUGCCACGCUGACUCGUCGAAAUGUCCUCCCUGCGCCUCGUGUCAACACCUUUUCAGCGGUCACUCGAUCUUUCUCAAGCAGUCACAGACGACAGGGCGGAGGCACAUCCGACGAGAGUCUGAUUGCAAAAUUGGAGAGCGAGAUCGAAUUUGAGACGAGCAAUACUGAAGCGCUAGCGACCGAGCCAGAAUUUCUCAAGACGUUCAAGCAGCAAGGAGUAUGGAAGAUUGAAGACAAGUCGGGUCAAGAUGAAGUGACGUUGACGCGCUCGUUUGGCAAUGAAAGCAUCAAGCUGCUUUUCUCUAUCGCCGACCUGGACAACCAAGCCAACGAGGACGGGAUGGAGGACGAGUCCGCGACGGCGGAAACGGACGAAGAGGGUAACGAUCUCGAAGAACCUGGGUUCCCCGUUCGCACAUCCAUCACGAUCAACAAGCCGGAAGGAGGAGCUUUGACCAUCGACGCCAUUGCACAAGACGGCGUUUUCGUGAUCGACAACAUCGCUUUCUACUCUGAUGCGCUGCUUGCAAGCGAAUUGACUGCAGAAGCCGACUGGAAACGAAGAGGUCUCUACAUCGGACCACAGUUCUCUCACCUCGACGAAUCGCUACAGCAAGAAUUCGAAGACUAUCUCGAAGAACGAGGCGUGGAUGCUUCGCUCGCACUCUUCAUUCCCGAAUUGGCCGACUACAAGGAACAGCGAGAGUACUACAGGUGGCUCAAGAAAGUCAAGACGUUUGUCGAGGCAUGA